CACAGGUACCUUGCACACAGGUAUGGGAUGAAAAUCGAUACACUUGAUGAGCUGUUAACACUCCUGUAUACACAGGCCAGGAGAGGGCAGCAUACAAACUCCGAAAAGUGUUGCCUCCUGUUGACCAGCGGGAGACUCCAAUCCCCAAAUAGCUGAACCUGCCUCCCUAAUUGUCGGCACCUUCCUUCUUUUGGAAAGCAGAGUCUAGGGCCUUACUUAACAAGGGAUACCACAUUCAGAAAGGCUUGUUUCCACUUUUGCCUCCAGACUUGGUGCCGCCUGGCAAAAUAAGGAAAGCAACAUAGUUGAGAGAGAACUCAAUUUCUCUUGCUUUGAAUUAACUUCACUCUUUGAAGCUAUUCAGUCUUUAUCUUUGCUCUGCCCGCAGGUGGGUGGGGAAAAGGGAAGUAGAAUGCAGAGAAUAAGAGAUAAAAAAAGAAUAAGGUUUCUUGAGUUGGUUCUCCAGGGGAAAGGCUUAUGAGCUGCUUUAGCCAUAAACCUAGCCUUUACAUUAAGCAUGUGUCAAAGGCAGGUUCAAGGCCACAAGAAUACAUUUUAUGUGCUGGCAAUCAACAGUGUGUGUAGAAUCCUCGCGCAUUUGGUUUCAAAACAGAAGGGCUGGAAUAGCGUCUCUUAGCGUUCCAGAGUUUAAGACCAUGUGCUAAAAAAUAAGAAUUAUGCAUCCACCUCUUAGAAUCUCAGAGAUGGUCAAACCUCGUCCUUAGCACACCUGGUCCAGCCUUUUAAAAACUCAAGGCUCAUAAGCCUCGCACUGUUGUCUCUUUCACGGAUCAGCCAAAUCAUGGGGGCAAAGUAUAAAUGUGCAUAGGAGAGAUAAUCACUCUUAAAGUGGGAAGCCUGUAACUGGCGGUGGUACUUUCUGCACAUUUCGUCUCAAUUUAGCUAAGUUGGUGAUUUUAGCUACAGGAUACUUUUGUCUCUUUGCCCUCUUUAGUUCAAAUGCCACACAACUUGCUACUAAGUAUGAAGGCCCUAGGAGGCAGCUCAGGAGGGGGCUUUAAAACAAAGUCUGAGAGGCCCAGAAAAAAACAUUCUCGGUGAAAAGCUGAGGUUCCUCCUGGGAGAAGAGGAGGCAGAAGGGACAUUGGACUGGGGACAGGCACAUGAGGGUGAGGGAAGCCAUGACCUCUGUGUCAAGAAAGGAUAAUUCUGAGGCUAAUUCAGGAAAGUGAACCCUGGGACCUUCAGGGGCUGCCCAGCAAGGCUCAAUUUUGUGUGUACGAAUGAGGCCUUGGAGGCUCUGAUCGCUGCUUCUCUCUGGUGCCACUCUACUCUGCUAGGAGGUAUGGUGUCCUUGAAUCAGAGAAAAAGGUUUUUUUCAAGGACAAAGUAAAGAUUUCUUGGUGUCUGGGAAGAAAGGGAGGUCACUGUGUGUCCUCCGCAUUUGCAGUCAGAUUAGCCUCUGUAGCACUCCCAUGUACCGUCUGAAACUAUGCAGUGCCCCAGUGCUGAGAAAGCUUGGAUGAAAGGGGAGGAUUCAUCCAGGGUCACCACAGAACCAAACACAAUGCUUUAAUAGUGGGGUGUUAGCAACAAGGGAGGAAGAGAUAAAUCCUAGAGGCUGAGAAUCUCCACCGUGGCUUUUCAGUUGUUGUAUCGCUUCGAAGCUCCUUUCAGUCAGAGAAACUCUGGUUUCCGUCUCUUUUUUUUUUAGAUUACUUUGCAAUAAAGGAAUCCCAUGGCUGAAGGAGAAAUCUCUUUGAAGGUACUUACCUGUUUGAGAGGCAAAACAGGGAUGUUCUGGAAGCUCUCCCUGUCCUUGUGCCUGGUGGCCGUGCUGGUGAAAGUGGCGGAGGCCCGGAAGAACCGGCCGGCGGGCGCCAUCCCCUCGCCCUACAAGGACGGCAGCAGCAACCACUCGGAGAGAUGGCAGCACCAGAUCAAGGAGGUGUUGGCCUCCAGCCAGGAGGCCCUGGUGGUCACCGAGCGCAAGUACCUCAAGAGUGACUGGUGCAAGACGCAGCCGCUGCGGCAGACGGUGAGCGAGGAGGGCUGCCGCAGCCGCACGAUCCUCAACCGCUUCUGCUACGGCCAGUGCAACUCCUUCUACAUCCCGCGCCACGUCCGCAAGGAGGAGGAGUCCUUCCAGUCGUGCGCCUUCUGCAAGCCCCAGCGCGUCACCUCGGUCCUGGUGGAGCUCGAAUGUCCCGGGCUGGACCCUCCCUUCCGACUCAAGAAGAUCCAGAAGGUGAAGCAGUGUCGGUGCAUGUCGGUGAACCUGAGCGACUCGGACAAGCAGUGAGCACCUGCGGCGGGACGCAGCUCGCCCCGCGCGCCAGUUGGCUGGGCCGCCGCCGCCUGCGUCGCCGUCCUCUGAGCCCACGCACGCGCUGCCCGGUGGCCCCUUCCGCAGCAAGCACGUUUCCGGGGGCCCACGGCGCCCUUGUCACACGCGCGGGCCACAAGCGGAGCUUCGCUGCGAUGUGUUCCUGACCGACCGCGGGCCUCUCCUAUGCGUCCCAAACGGGCUGCGUUUCAGGCCCGAGGGACGUGGCGGGAAACCCACCGUCCACCAGUCAGCGGCCGGAGAGGGCCUUUCCCGGGCUGCCCUGCCAAUCCGGCAAUGAUGUUUCCACCAUGUGGAAAAGCGAGUCUUUCCCUGGCCUCACCCUACACUCCAGCUCCCCCUUCCCAGGAAGUGAACGAUGCGGCCCUCACGCCUCUCCCGCUGGGCCAGGGCCCUCCAGCUGAGAGGUUCCCUUGGGAAGGGAGGGCUGUCCUCGCGCUGCUGUGAUGCGGUUCUGGACGAUGUCCGGACACAGGGAGGUUCUUCUAAAAACCCAAUACUGAGAAGACGACUUGAGCCACUGGGAUCAUGAAAUGGGCUUCCCUGGGGACCUUGCUCAGCAGGCCACACUCUCCCCUACCCCCGGCCCCCACCACCUCUUCCUCACUUCCCCCCCCACCCCCCCCCCCCUCUGUGGACUCAGAUGAACCCUGAUGUGCAUGCUAUUAUUGCUGCAAUUAGAAUAUUAUUACACACAAAGGUCUCCAUAUUAACGCUGGUUUUGUAAUUGACCUGUAUUGUAAAGAGCUGUUAAAAAGCACUAUAGACCUAUCCUUGUAUUGUUUCACGUGUUUGGACUCUGGCUUUGCAGCACUAUUCUGAGUCAGGCCCACAAGGUGUUUCACUCAGAAAUAAUGCCUAGUCAGCAGUUCAUUGUCAUGCACCUAUUCUUAGAUUGGGCAGGGAGACGCCAGGUGAUUUUACCUUGUGAUUUGACAAUGAAUAAUAUUUCACUGAAGGUCCUAAAGCAUUGCAGCACAAUAUAGGAAGUGGAUCGGGAUGGAAGGGUGUAGGGAGGGGACUCACUGGGAAGUCAUUAAGGGGGAACUUAAAAGCCCUAUGAUAUUUAAUAUGCAUAUGUGGUGUGAGAAGUUAUACUAUUUUACUGCCAUGACACUAAACAAAAGAUAUUUCCCGGUAAAAGAAAUAUUUAAAAGUAUAAGGAGUCAAUUCACUUUGUGGUGUAGGAGGAAAUAAAAAAUAAAAUACAUAGAACGGAAAGCUAGUUAAACUAUCCUACAGAAGCUUCCUUUUCAAAGAAUGGAAUUUUUGAAAAAAACAAAAAGAUGACCAACUCAUUUUUCAUUUUUAUGAAUCGUUGAGGUUUUCAUGUUGUGAACUCUUGGCAUAAGAAAGUUGACAUAAUUUAUCAUCCUGAAAACUUAUACUUACCUUGAGUCCCUUUGCUAGAUUGCCCCGCAAAGACUUCCCUGUGAGUAACGUUUAUGGAAUCUGUAAAUGUGAAUUAGAUGCCAUUGGCGGGAAGCAGCACACUUUGAAGACCUUUCAUUGGUAAUUCCCCCGAGCACUCAGGCUCAAGUGCUGUUGCCAAAGGCCCUCAGAAAAACCCAUUUCCAGGUUUGUGAGACCCUCUACAAGCUGCUCGGAGAGCUGAGGCUUCCUGACCUUUGACCGUGAUGGGGGAUCUGGAGGUGUUCACCUGGAGAGCAAGGUUGUGGCAUGACAGUGAAUCCAUCUCCUGCCUCUACGCUGCGGGUUUCGUUUCUAUCGCUUCUGUAACUCCAUGAGACCUGAGCAGAAUGUGCUGUUGCACAAGAGGGCAUUGGUUUUAGAAAUGGUUAUACACAGCCCUAACUCAGGAGGCAGAACUCAACAGAAAUCCUUGAAGGCUGGAACCUUGGGAUAGAGGGAAAGAGUGGAGAGUGUGUCCAGCUUUCGAAUUUAUUUUUCCAGUUAAUGGAAAACCUCAAGCCAGACUCCGUGCAGGGCCCACAGCAGAAACGCUGUGAAGGAAGGAAGUCCACAUGACUGUACCUGAGGUCAACGGAGUAGAGUAGGGUAGGGGUGGGUGGGAGUCUCUGGCUGACCACAGAGGCAACCCUGUCAUUUUAUUAACACAGAACCCAAGUAGAUAGGGGAAGGAUUAAGCUAUGAACUCACGGAAUACAAACAUGAGCACACACUCUUUGAACCCAACUGUGGGAGUAGCAAUGGAAGCAAUAUGAUAUGCUGCAGUGUGAAGCUCCUUCUGGGGGUAUGUACAAAGUUUACCUUACAAUGGCUCAAAUUGUAUUUAAUUGUUUUUUUUUGUCUGUUUAUAAAUGAAGAAAAGCUAUAAGUAUAAUGUAAUUAUUUUAUAGGUGUACUAUUAAAUUAUAGAACAAAUAAAGAUACUCUAGGAUUAUAUGUGAUCCUGGUGUGAAGUGCCAUAAAAGAUGGGAUUCAGAACUUGUUCCAGUGGGCAAUGAAGGAGCACUGUGUUCAGAGUGCUUUUGUCCAGUCGUGGUGAAUUCAAUCCUUAGUCUACAUCACGCAACCAAUCCCUUUGGGGCCUGGCACCAUCAAAGAGAAUCAGAAUCAGGCAUUCAAGGAUCAGAGGUGAAGGGGAUGGCUCUCAGUCCUGGUCUUGGGGAGUUUCCAAGCCUCUUACAGAUUGGUCAGCAGCUGAAGACAGAAUUCUUGAGCUCUUCUCAUUGUGUUCUUUGAAUAAGAAAUACAGAAGUUCAUCUUCCUUGUAGUGACCAGGGUACCGCAUUUGUCUCUUCAACAAGCCAGAAUUUGUCCUGAGUUUUGUCCGUUUUCACAAUCACCUUUCAAACAUUUCAACAUUUCUUGAUAUCACAGUGUUUCUGUUUUUCAACCAAUUGACUUAUAUGACAUUCACGUAACUCGAUUAUCAAUAAAAAGUAAACACUAUA
Molecule: messenger RNA, 5187 nt
Organism: Prionailurus viverrinus (fishing cat)
Lineage: Eukaryota; Metazoa; Chordata; Mammalia; Carnivora; Felidae
Gene: GREM2
Product: gremlin 2, DAN family BMP antagonist
Exons: 2
Coding region: 1700-2263 (187 amino acids)
Biological process (GO): animal organ morphogenesis
Molecular function (GO): receptor ligand activity; BMP binding
Source: RefSeq, a predicted model, not a curated record